Molecule: messenger RNA, 1876 nt
Organism: Arvicola amphibius (Eurasian water vole)
Lineage: Eukaryota; Metazoa; Chordata; Mammalia; Rodentia; Cricetidae
Gene: Fitm1
Product: fat storage inducing transmembrane protein 1
Exons: 2
Coding region: 788-1849 (353 amino acids)
Biological process (GO): lipid storage; phospholipid biosynthetic process; lipid droplet organization
Cellular component (GO): endoplasmic reticulum membrane
Source: RefSeq, a predicted model, not a curated record
CUCUUAACCUCUGAGCCAUCUCUCCAGCCCCCUCAAUGGCUAAUCUUGGUUGUCAACUUGACUACAUCUGGAAUGAACUAAAAUGGAAGUAGCUGGGCACACCUGUGAGGAAUUUGUCUUGAUUGGCUAAUUUGAGGCAAGAAGAAUCACCCCAAAUCUGAAUCUUUUGGGUUAGACGAAUCUCCGUAAAUCUGGUCCAUACCUUUUGGUGCAGCCCAAGUUAAAGGACAUGGAGGAAGGAAACUUUCGCCUUUUGCCGGCUUGCCGUCACUGUCCCUGGCAAGUGCAUCCAUCUCUCCUGAUGAUGCCGAGGCAUUCUUUCCCAGGUAUCAGAACCUACUUCUGGGGGACUCUCACACAGACCAAAGACCAGCUGAGCCAUCCAGUCUCAUGGGCUGAAGAACUGCCUGUCUGGUAGCCUUUCCGUAGGGAGAUAGUUAUUGUUGACAUGAGGCAGACACGGUCUGGAAGCCACUCUAGUAAAACUCCCUUUUCAUUCAGAUGGAUUCCAUCUGCUCUGCUCCUCUAGAGAACCCUGCCUAACGCUGGCAUCCGAGGUUCCCUGUGAAGGGAAAAAGGUAGAGCUGAGAUGAAGGUAGAUGGGCUUCAGCUGGCCAAAAAAUUAAGACAAGCAGACACGAGCUGACUGUGGACCAGGACAGCUCUGAGCAGCAGGCCUUGUCCUGAGACAUGAACUGGAAUGUGGCUGGAACUGAGAACUCAAAGCUAACAAGGAAAGGACAGAGGCUGUGUCAGGACACACUUCCACACACCCAAGGCCAGGACCAUGCUGACUGUCAGCCCUCCAACUGGCCCAUUACUGCCCCCCUUCCCUGCCUGCCAGCUGCCAGCAGGGCUCUGCCCUGUGUCUACCACACCUGUCACUGCCUAUCCUUGUCCGAGGGGGACGAGUAUUAGCCCCUCCUCAGCCUCCCAGAGGAGCCGGCAGUUAGUGGGGAGGGGAGGGAACAUGGAACGGGGACCGAUGGUGGGGGCAGGGUCGGGGGCCGGGACCCGAGUCCGAGCACUGCUCGGAUGCCUGGUCAAGGUGCUGCUCUGGGUGGCCUCUGCCUUACUGUAUUUUGGAAGUGAACAAGCCGCGCGCCUCCUAGGCAGCCCCUGCUUAAGGCGCCUCUACCACGCUUGGUUGGCAGCAGUAGUCAUCUUUGGGCCCCUUCUGCAGUUUCAUGUCAACUCCCGGACGAUCUUCGCUAGCCACGGCAACUUCUUCAACAUAAAGUUUGUGAAUUCAGCAUGGGGCUGGACAUGUACCUUCUUGGGGGGCUUUGUGUUGCUGGUGGUGUUCCUGGCUACACGACGCGUGGCAGUGACGGCCAGGCACCUGAGCCGACUGGUGGUGGGGGCAGCUGUCUGGCGGGGUGCCGGCCGGGCCUUCCUGCUCAUCGAGGACCUGACCGGUUCCUGCUUCGAGCCGCUGCCCCAGGGCCUACUGCUGCAUGAGUUGCCUGACCGCAGGAGCUGCCUGGCAGCCGGCCACCAGUGGCGAGGCUACACUGUCUCCUCCCACACCUUCCUGCUCACCUUCUGCUGCCUCCUCAUGGCUGAGGAAGCCGCUGUAUUUGCCAAGUACCUGGCCCACGGGCUACCAGCUGGGGCCCCCCUGCGCCUUGUUUUCCUACUCAAUGUGCUAUUGCUGGGCCUCUGGAACUUCUUGCUGCUCUGCACCGUUAUCUACUUCCAUCAAUACACCCACAAAGUGGUGGGUGCAGCAGUAGGCACGUUUGCCUGGUACCUUACCUAUGGUAGCUGGUACCACCAGCCCUGGUCUCCUGGGAUCCCAGGCCAUGGGCUCUUCCCCCGAUCCCGCUCAAUUCGCAAACAUAACUGAAAGAAAUAAAAGCAUACCAGGCCUGGC